CGGGCAUAUACGAUAAAUGACGGAUAGGCAGACUCCCGAAAAGUCGAUGGUUGGAUUAUGUCGUUCGAUCAUGAACACGGGCUGUUAACGACGACAUGACCUCCUCCCAAGCCUACCUGUCUUCGCCUGUGACACCCAGACGAAGCCGGCGCAAGUCGAAAUUCACAUACAAGCAACUCGCAACCCUUGCAUCUUCGAGUACGACCUGUCCGUUGCGAUGCAUUGCUCUCAUCGACCUGGACGCCUUCUACGCGCAAUGUGAGACUGUCCGACUGGGCAUUGACCCUUCGAAACCUCUGGCCGUGCAGCAGUGGCAAGGUCUGAUAGCCAUCAACUACCCAGCGCGAGCUUUCGGAUUGAGCAGGCACGUAACGAUCUCCGAAGCCAAGGAGAAAUGCCCGGAAAUCAUCUGCCAGCAUGUUGCCACCUGGAAGGCGGGCGAUACCAAGUGGAGCUACGAACUGAACGGUGCAGAUGCUGGUAGGGAGAUUUCCUCCCGUAAAGUCUCACUCGAUCCAUACCGGAUCCAAAGCCGGAAGAUCUUGGCUCUGAUCAAGGAGUUCCUCCCAGCGGACAGGCAGAAAGUGGAGAAGGCAAGCAUCGAUGAAGUGUUCCUCGACCUAUCUGCGCAUGUGCAUAGUCUGCUUCUAGAGCGAUACCCUGAGCUGCGUGGUCCGCCACCGUACGAUGACCCAUCGGAACCAUUGCCUCGUCCGCCAACCACGGCACUAGACUGGGCGGCAGAUUCGCUUGUGGACCUCGACUCCUCGCAAACCGAGGAGGACGAACCAGACUGGGACGAUGUCUGCGCCCUCAUCGCCUCCGAGAUUGUCCGCGACGUCCGCAAAGCCGUCUUCGACCAGUUACAUUACACCUGCUCCGCCGGUAUCAGCAAGAACAAAAUGCUAGCCAAGCUCGGAGCAGGACACCACAAGCCGAACGGACAGACUGUGAUUCGCAAUCGGGCAGUCCAGCAGUUCCUCUCAGGCUUCAAGUUCACCAAAAUUCGAAACCUAGGCGGCAAACUCGGAGACGAACUAGUGGCAGCCUUCAACACCGACCUUGUGUCCGAAAUGCUCAAAGUUCCCCUCGAGCAAUUGAAAAAGCAGUUCGGCGACGACACGGGCUCAUGGCUCUACAGCACGUUCCGAGGCGAGGAUACCAGCGAAGUCAACCCACGCACCCAGAUCAAAAGUAUGCUUUCAGCCAAGUCCUUCCGACCCAGCAUCAACAGCUUUGAAGUGGCGUGUAAAUGGCUCCGUAUCUUCGUGGCGGACAUCUUCAGCCGACUGGUCGAAGAAGGCGUGUUGGAGAACAAGCGCCGUCCCAAGACGAUUAACCUGCAUCACCGGCAAGGCGCGCAGACGCGGAGUAAGCAGUCUCCCAUCCCGAUGGGGAGGCAGAUUACGGAAGAUGGGUUGUUUGAGCUGGCCAAGAAUUUGUUGGCGCACGUCAUCGUUGACGGCAGAGCUUGGCCUUGCGCGAACUUGUCGCUUAGUGUGGGUGGAUUUGAGAACGGCGUGACGAACAAUAAGGGGAUUGGGGGGUUUUUGGUGCAUGGCGAUGAAGCGAAGGCACUUCGUGGCGGCCAUGGUGCGAGAGACGGGAGUGAUAGGGCGCAGACUCCGCCUUCACGCAAGCGAAGGAGGACUGACGAGGCGGGUGGCAUCACCAAGUUCUUUGGCGCGCCGGCGAGACAGGAGAGCACCGCUAGUGACGACUUGCAGGGUCUGGAGGGGGACGAUAUGGAGGCGAACGAUGCCGACGAGGAGGCGCUGUUCGUGGGGCAAGACCAGCCGGACGACGAGCUAUACGGCGCUUCAGACACGGCAGAUCUGUCCGAACCAACACCGCAUCCAGAUCCUUCCACACACGCCGAGCCAGUCUCAUCCCAGUCUCUGAUCGACGAAGUAUACCCAGCAAAGCCGAACACACACAAUCCUCCUCCCGCCGUCCACGAUCAGCUCUACGACACACUGCAAGGUAGCGCAGAAACUUACCUCUGUCCACGCUGCCAACACCACCUCCCCCUCGACGCCAAGUUAGAGCAUGAAGACUUCCACUUCGCCCAAGAUCUGCAGAAUGAACACUCCAGUUCCCCGCGUCCGCCUCCGCCGAAGCCUGUCCCACCCGCAGCAAUGAAAUCCACGUCAAGUGGCGGCGGGGGUGGGGCAGGAGGAGGAGGAGCAGCAAAAGGAAAGGGCAAAGGCAGGCCGCCCUCGACCUUGGCGCCGGAGAGAGGGCAGCGGAGAUUGGCUUUUGGGUAGAUAAGGUAGUUUUGCCUCGUUACAUACAUUAUGCCCGGAGCUUGCAUUCACAGUCUCCCAAGCUAUUGAACGAACA
Baudoinia panamericana UAMH 10762 is the source of this 2343-nucleotide messenger RNA. RefSeq lists its product as uncharacterized. The record is from RefSeq and is a predicted model, not a curated record. The transcript has a single exon. Gene Ontology annotation, biological process: response to radiation; error-prone translesion synthesis. Gene Ontology annotation, cellular component: site of double-strand break; nucleus; replication fork. The coding region runs from base 96 to 2267 and encodes 723 amino acids. NCBI's taxonomy places the organism in Eukaryota, Fungi, Ascomycota, Dothideomycetes, Mycosphaerellales, Teratosphaeriaceae. Gene Ontology annotation, molecular function: DNA-directed DNA polymerase activity; damaged DNA binding.